CACCUCUAACAGUGCACUCCGAGAAACCCAAGAGCCCGUACUAACAACACAAACAUGGCGGCUACUGCCACCGACACACAUCAAUAAGAACAUCGCCAACAAGUGGGACAAACAAACUUUCCUGGGAUUAUUGUAGCGUGUGCGCUCUUUACUAUCAACAGGGAUCCCCUCCAUUCUCCCAAAGGUGAAGACUGAGUAUCGAGGCGGUCAGAUCAGCAACUUGCCUACAUGUCAACGUCCUCUUCUUUAAAAGAGUAAACAGCUGGCACAGGCCCAGCCAUGAUCGAGGACAAGGGCCACCGCGUGAGCGACUACUUUGUGGUGGCGGGCCUGACAGACCGGUCCGCGCCCCUGGAGCAGGACCUGUCUGAGGCCAAGGCUGGCGGGCCCAAGGCGCCCAUCUGCGAGCUUGCUGUCAUCAACCGCUCGGCAGGCGAGACGGUGCCUGAGGGCUUCACCUGCAUCGAGGUCACACCUGGCGGACAGCCCGCCAACCUCAACCACGGCAGCCUCAAGAGCCCCGAGCUCUUCCUCUGCUAUAAGAGGGGCCGCAGCAAGCCCCCGCUCAUCGACAUCGGCGUCCUGUAUGAGGGUAAGGAGCGCCUGAUCCAGGGCUGCGAGAUCAUCCAGGCGACGCCGUUCGGCCGCUGCGCUAACGUGAACAACAGCUCGGCCACGUCACAGCGCAUCUUCAUCACGUUCCGCCGCGACCGGCCAGUCCAGCCGCAGAACUCGCUGUCCGUCACCGACAUCUGCGUCAUCAUCACCAGCAAGGGCGAGACGCCGCCACACACCUUCUGCAAGGUGGACAAGAACCUCAACUGCGGCAUGUGGGGAUCCAGUGUUUUUCUUUGCUACAAGAAGUCAGUGUCUGCCUCCAACUCCAUCGCUUACAAUGCCGGCCUGAUCUUUCGCUACCCGGAGGACGACUACGAGUCGUUCCCGCUGUCCGAGUCCGUGCCCCUCUUCUGCCUGCCCAUGGGCGCCAAGAUCGAGUGCUGGGUCAACACAUCAUACCCACUGCCUGUCUUCUCCACCUUCGUCCUCACCAUCUCGUCCGGCGAAAAGGUGUACGGCGCUGCGAUCCAGUUCUACGAGGCGUACCCACUGGAGCGGCUGAGUGACCGCCAGAAGCAGCAGCUUGGUCUGGUGACUGCCGUGGAGAAGAAGCUCAUCACCAACCGGCCGGUCAACACCAACAAGUGCAUCUGCCUGCUGUCCCGCUGGCCUUUCUUCGAGGCCUUCCGGAAGUUUCUGCUCUUCCUCUACAAGCUCUCCGUGUCCGGCCCGCACCCCCUGCCCGCCAGUAAGGCCAGGCACAUCUCCCACUUCAUGCACAACGUGUCCUUCCCCUCCCCUCAGAGACCCCGGAUACUGGUCCAGCUUUCUCCACAUGACACCUUAAUCCUGUCUCAGCCUGUGUGCACUCCUCUGCCUCUGAGUGGGGCGGACUACCGGACACUGUUGAUGAAUCUGGGGGCUGAGAACUGCGCCAUCGUGCUGCACUUUGUGCUCAUGGAGAGCAAGAUCCUGCUGCACUCCCUCAGGCCUGCCGUGCUCACAGGGAUCGCAGAGGCCGUCGUAGCCAUGAUCUUCCCGUUCCAGUGGCAGUGCCCGUACAUCCCCCUGUGUCCUCUCUCCCUGGCGGGCGUCCUGAACGCCCCCUGUCCCUUCAUCGUAGGCGUGGACUCCCGCUACUUUGACCUCUACGACCCUCCCCCGGACGUGGUGUGUGUGGACCUGGACACCAACACCAUCUAUCAGUCGGACGAAAAAAGACACUUGAACUGGAAGAAUCUCCCAAAGAAGCCGUGCAAGAACCUCCUCAGCUCCCUCUGCAACCUGCAGAACCAGCUGUCGUCAUGACGACUCCUGGGCUUCGGGUUGGACAUGACCCCCAUCGAGGCGGACUUCACCUGGCAGAAGAAGAUGGCGUCUCUGGAGAUGGAGAUCCAGGAGUCCUUCCUCCGCUUCAUGGCCACCAUCCUCAAGGGCUACCGCAGCUACCUCAAGUCCAUCACCCAGGCCCCGUCUGACAAGGCCACGUCAGCCGACUCCCUCUACGACCUGCAGGGUUUCCUGAAGAGUCGUGACCGUGCCCACCAGAAGUUCUACUCUCAGCUGACCAAGACUCAGAUCUUCAUCCGCUUCAUCGAGGAGUGCACCUUCGUCAGCGACAAGGACACUGGCCUCGCCUUCUUCGAUGAUUGCAUCGAGAAACUCUUUCCAUCCGACAAAGGAGCGGACAAGGGGACAAAGCAACCCCCAGCCAGAUACAGUUAUGAGACGUUCCCUGCCCUGUGUCUGGACCUGUUUGACUGCCCUCCUGAGCUGCGUCCAGCUCUCAGCAGUCGAGCCGCGGGGGCCAGUCUGUCCAAUAGCCCCGCCCUGCUGGCCAAGAGGACCAAACAGGAGAUCAAACUGGCGGUGAAGAUGGCGAGGCGUCACUAUAGCAACCCCCCGCUGUGGGCGCGCUGUCUGAUCAGCCACUGCUACAGCAUGUGGUUCAUCUGCCUGCCCGCCAGCGGCCGCUCCGCCCACUCCAAGACCCGCGCCAUGCAGCAGGCCUUCAACGUGCUGCUCAAACUCAGGACCUCCGAGGUGGAGAUGCUGGACGAGGUGUGCUACCGUGUGGUCAUGCAGCUGUGUGGUCUGUGGGGAAUGCCCGUCAUGGCCGUCAGAGUGCACAUGGAGAUGAAAAAGGCUGGUGUCCAACCCAACGCCAUCACCUACGGAUAUUAUAACAAGGCGGUUCUGGAGAGCACCUGGCCCAGUCAGAACCGCAGCGGUCUGUUCAUGUGGACCAAAGUGCGCAACGUGGUCCAAGGAGUGGCUCAGUUCAAGCAGGCCAUGAAGGGGUCCUCCAGCCCUGAAGAGGGCGCUCUCAUCCCCUCGAUUGUGUCAGUGGACGGCAGGGGGCGCUCUGCUGAGGUGGACAGACUGAGUCAUGGCAGUGGCGACAGCUCCAACGAGCCCAAUGGAGACGAGCAUGUACUCUUCUCACGCGGACUCUCCACAGACAACCACUGCAGCAACACAGGGGGUCAGUCAGAUCAGGGUUACGGCUCCAAAGACGAGCUCCACCAGGAGGUGAACUCCUCUGUACUGCCAGCUCCCAUCCAGCCAAUCAAUGGCCCCACACACACUGGUGGGGACAUAGCUGGUUCCGUGGACAGUGCGGUUGCCGUGACGACACCCCCCAGUCCAGCGGACGUGGCGCCCCCUAGCAUCGUCAAGCUCUCCACCGGGAGCUUCGACAGCACCGCGGCCCGCGAGAUCAGCAGCGGAGGUGCAAGCAAGCUUUUCAAGCCACGCCUGCCCGAGGACGACGUUUGCCUCCCUGCCGUCGUCGUGACGACGGACGGCGCAUCCGGCCCAGGCAGCGGUCCCAGCGAUGCGUCCGGCACCGGCGCGAGCAGCAGCAGCAGCGUUUCCGGGGCGACGCGUGCGAAGGCGUUUGCGGAGCGCAGCUGCAGCUUCAGCACGGAGAGCCGGGCGGGCAUGCUGAGCAAGAAGGGCAGUCUGGAGCUCAGCAUGGCCGCCCACAUGGGCGCCGACGCCCGCAUCCUCGCCCACGCGCUGACCGGCGUCAAGACGCCGACGUCAACGCCGCCCGCAUACACACACACGCCCGGCGGGACGGCCACACCCACACCAGGCGGAGGGUCGGCGUGCUUCGCUUUCCCAGAGCAGGAGGGAGAGGAAGAGGAGGAGCCUGAGGAGGAAGAGGCAUCGGCAGACACGCCCACACCCAGAGAGGAGCAGGAAAAGGAGAAGGAGGCUGACAAGGAGGAGGCGGAGCCUGAUGAGAUGGACGGCGGAGAGCAGGCCGCCUCAGAGGUCACGACCCCGUGCAUGGCGCGGAGCAUCAGCACGAUCUCGUCGGCGUCGGCGUGGAGGCGGCUUUCGGACCCUCUGUCCCUGCUGGCGUCGGAGAGCGAGGACGCGGCGUCGCUGCAGAGCCAGGAGUCUCAGACGGGGGUGCCCUCCACGCCCAAGCGGCAGCUGGCCCACGAGAUCGAGCUCUACAUGAGCCUGGGGUCCAAAGCGUCCAGCACGGAGCUCGUCCAGACCUCCCAGGCCGCGCCGGACGCCGACGCCGAGGUAUCCCAGCAGCCUCUGCUUCACCCUUCGCCCCCGUCCUCUUCCUCCUCGGGGAAGCAGUCGCUGGAGCUGCCGGGUCCAGCCUCGCCCCGUGCCCCUCGGGACCGCCACCGCCGGGCAGUACCGAGCACGCCAACGCCGAUCCGGGUGGCCGGACGCAGCCCAAGACAGAGCCCGGGCUUUCGGGCCGCCUCGCCGUCGGUGUCGCUGUCCGCACUUGUGCGGUCCUCGCAGAGCGCCUCGCUCGGCUCGGUCAUGAACUCCAUCUCGGCCAUCAAGAUGGACUCACUGCUCUCGGGACCCAAGAUGGACGUCCUCAAGUCCGGCAUGAAGCAGGCCGCCACCGUGGCCAGCAAGGUGUGGGGAGCAGUGGCCUCGGACGCGACUACGGGAAUAAAGGAUGAACAGGGCCAGCAACGUGACGGUUUCCCGGCCCGUCUGGACGACCAGUUCCUGGCAGAGGAGGGGCCAGGAACAGAAGGCCACACCCCCAGGGGGUUGAUCCCCAGCCUGGCGUCCAAUGGGCUCACACACAGCUCUACCAGCCUAGGAAGCAGCAGUGGGAGCAGCGACACACACCACAACACGCCAAUGACUCCAGGACGCUCGAUGAGAGGCGGAGACUCAGAGCACAGCUCCUCCCAUCAUGCCAGCUCCUCCAGCAUCUACCAGAACUGCUCCUUAGAGGUAUUGAUGUCCAGCUGUUCCCAGUGUGUGAAGUGUGAGUGUCUGGUGUACGACGAGCAGAUCAUGGCGGGCUGGACAGCCGACGACUCCAACCUCAACACCACCUGCCCCUUCUGCCAGAGCUCCUUCCUACCACUGCUCCAUGUGGAGUUCCACGACCUACGCCCACCCAGCGGCUUCUACCUGAAGCCAAGUGAGUCUGGCGACAGCCUCCAAGGCACUCAGCCAAUCACCAUCUCCGAACAGAAGGUCGGCUCCACCCCCAACCCCAGCAACUCCAGUGACCUCAUGAGCUUCCCAGAAUCCACCGAGGAAGGAGAUGAGGACGAGGAGACCGCCAGCAGUCGAACUGCCGCACAGAAGACGUUGGUUCUGGAGCCGGCGCAGUCAGACCCUCUGGGCAUUGUGGAGAAGCGUGGCACCUCUCUGACCCGGAGCAACAGCGUUGGCGGACCCCUGCAGAGCCUGAAUGCCAGCCAGCGGCCCAAUCACGGCAUCUCCACCACCAGCCUGCCCAAUAGCCUGCAUGAUGUGGCGGAUUCCUUGGGGCAGAAGCGUCCCAAUCCGAAGCCAGUGUCGGUUCCGUACCUGAGUCCUCUGGUGCUGAGGAAGGAGCUGGAGUCUCUGCUGGAGAAUGAGGGGGACCAGGUGAUCUACACUCACAAGUUCCUGAGUCAGCACCCCAUCCUGUUCUGGAACCUUCUGUGGUAUUUCCGCCGUCUGGACCUGCAGAGCAACCUGCCCGGACUCAUCCUCACGUCCGAGCACUGCAACAACGGAGUACAGCUGCCCCAGUCGUCCCUGUCUGCUGACAGUAAGCAGGUGUACAUCCAACUACUGUGGGACAACACCAACCUGCACCAGGAGCCCACAGAACCACUCUACAUGCUGUGGAGGAGUUUCAUGGAGAGGAAAGGGACCCUGGAUCCCACUGACCAUCAGGAGACGCGCACGCUGCUGAACAGCAUAGUCCGGAGCAUCCAGACCAACGAUGUGUACUCCCCCAUUAACCUGCUGCUCCGAGAGGUCAAACGACACCCAGAGGUCAAGAGGCAGAGGAGUAUCUACACACAGAUCCUGUUCCUAUCCCUGGUGUCUCUGGGCAGAGAGAACAUUGACGUGGAGGCAUUUGAUCGUGAGUACCGGCAGGCGUUUGAUGAGUUGAGUGUGGAGCAGCAGAAGGCCCUGUCCCCCAUGGACCGCCCACCCAACAAGAGUGUGCAGUGGUGCCUCAAGACGUUCGGCGCUCCCUUCAUCUGAUGCCCCCUAGGGGUCUGGAGGAGCAACAGCACCCUCCCAAACACCCAGCCACCCACUCAACAGCCCCAACCCCACCCUAACAACACCCAUCCCCCGCCCCCCAACCCCAACCGCAACCACCUCUGGAACUACGCUAGGGUCAACUCUCUAGGGGUCAGGGGUGAAGGGUCUCGGCGCUAUGGAAACGGGGUUUUUCUGUUUUUGUUUGUUUGUUUGUUUGUUUGUUUUGUACAGUUGAUGGCGACUUUGAUAGCAGCACCCUGACCCAAAGAUGGUCCUUUUGAUUCUCUCACUCUGGCCACAUCAUGCUUUCAUCACCGCAUUCUCUCCGUGGGCCCCCACUCUCCGCUGCGUUGUCCAGACAUCAGGGUGUGGUUGAGGCCCUCAGUUCCUCCUGCAGAGUCUUCGGACGGUCCGACUCUCCCCAUGUGACUGUUGAAGCACGCUGACAGCAACGUGUGUGUGUGUGUGUGUGUGUGUGUGUGUGUGUGUGUGUGUGUGGGGAAGAGGUGUUGUAGUGUGAUGUGUGUUUUGGAUGAAGAUGAUUGUGUGGUCAGGUCAGGUCUAAAAAUUCAUCUCUCCUCACCCACACACACCUGAUGUUUGACCCCCCUCCCCCUCUCCGCCGCAGCAACAGUUGCCGAGUGGGUGUGUUGUCCUACGCACCAGGGUCGCCAUGACAACCAGUCUUAACUAUUUGAUGUGCACUUUCAGAUGAUGGUUGUUCUGUCGGCCGGGGUGGUUUCCUUAUAAAGUCUCUUUGAUUUUAGUUGUUCGUUUUUUAUGUAUAUAUUUUUCUACGUUGGGCCUGUGUGCAUGUGGUCUGUGUGUGUGAGAACCGGGUUGCCUUUUUCCCAGAAUGGGCUCUUUUGCUGGGACUCCUGGGUAAUUUGUCUUUAACAGCCAGCUUAGGGGGACACUAAGAUGUAAGGAAUGUGUGUGUGUGUGUGUGUGUGUGAGGCAUAUGGCUUUGUCCUGCAGGCGUGUGUGUUGUGUAUGCGUGGGCUUGCGUGUGUGUUCAUCAACAGAUUGGCUAGAGUGUAUGAUGACUAGAAAAAUUGUAACAUUGUAACAGACACAAGAUUAGAACAUUCCAGAAAUCACAAGAGAGUCUUAAUAAAGGGUGGUGACGGUGGCGUGUGCAGACCAGGCAGAAGCACAUCUAGUCAUCAGUCGUCAGGGUCCUUUGAGAUACUGUUGCAUGACUAUAAUCUUCUUGGGAGAUUAGCCAGUUUCCGAGUGGCUCUCUCUUUUUCUCUCUCUCUCUCUCUCUCUCUCUCUCUCACUCACACACACACACACACACACACACACACACACACACACACACACACACACACACACAAAAAACACACCCUCGUCUGUUUCUCCAACACACAGUUUAAUUGUUACACACCUGUACAGCAAAUGAUAAUGACAUAGACAAACACAUACGACACACCAUAUCUAUAAAAAGUAAGAAAUAAUGUAUUUACACACUUAAUACAUAAACAUGCACAUGCACAAUCUAUAUACACAGUGCUUGUGGUGUUAUACAGGACAUUUAGUCUUGCCACCUCAGCUGUGUGUGUGUGUGUGUGUGUGUGUGUGUGUGUGUGUGUGCCCUUCUAGUGCUCAUGUUUUUAACCACAAAUGUUUUAAUCACUCUCACACGACAGGGGCACACACACACAGACCGAUGUGGAGGACACACAUACAUACAUACACACACACACACACACACACACACACACACACACAUAUCUUGGGCAGUUUUGCACAGUGUAAAGAUGCACACAAACACAGCAUCUCCAGUGUUCUGAGAGAGUGACCAUCAGCUGAUGAGAGGGUGAGUGUAGUUCUCGUGCCUUGCUGAAAAAGGCUUGGGAAGUUUUUACAGCUACUAAAGUAACACAACAUAGCCUGCCUUAAUUUAUUUGUCUUUCUCUUAACAUUUUUGUAUAGCUGAACAUGCAUUUAGAAUCAAUGAGUGCUCACUGAGAGGGAGUCGGAUAUAUAUAUAUCCACGUUUUCUGAACUGGUUGCUUUGCAGUCGUAAAAACACUCUAAACGCAUCGUGCUCCUUUAACUGACUCGCCAAUCAAAUUUGUUGAGCUACAGGCUUGUGGAUUCACUGCAAAAGGGCUCUUGGGGACCUCUAGUGGACGUUUUGAGAAUCACACGAGGGUUUGAUCGGAGGAAGUAGGCUGCUCGUAAUGAAUAGCUAGCAGAAUGUGAAGUGUACUUACUUACUUACUUAAUUAAUUAAUUAAUUAUUACUGGGACAAUACUACUGCUGUUGAACCCAUGGGAGGGGGGUGGGCGGAGCAAAACAUUCCGACUUGUAUGUGUCUGUAGUGUGUAAAAAACACACUUAUGUAUUUGCUAUCUCUACAGUGUCACCCCCUUUAAGUGAGUGUGCGUGUGUGAGUGUGUGCGUUUCUGAAUCUGGGAAAACCUCAAAUGUGCACAUCAUUUUUUCUUGAUGUUUUUUUUUUUUUUAUUAUUAUUAUUAUUAUUAUUAUUAUUUAGAGUGUUAAAACUUGCCCUUGCACAUAACUCGAUGUAUUGUAAUGUAGAAUCUCCAUUUUCUCCUGCAGUUUAACACCUUUUAACACCAAGUGAUUUCUCACCUUUUUUUGUACAGUCUGCUUGUGUCCUUUCCUCAGAGGUGGACAACAGAAGCUGAUCCUCUCCUCCGACAACCACCAGACCUGGACCCAGCACGGCCAAUGACCGGCAAUGGAGGUGACCCCCAGUCCAGGUCAUGGACCGCUUUCCUAUACAUGGGUUAAAUGAGUUAAGACUUCAUUGGAGAUCUCUACUGAGAAAAAGCUUUUAGUUUUAGUAGUUGUUUUUAAUAAGCUUUAAGCUUACUAGGCUUACCAUCCUUAGGCUUUAGUACUAGGCUUACCACCCUUAAUCCAUGUAUGGGAAAGUUAUGUGAAACUUUUUAAAUCCAGCUUUAUGGCUAAAACCACAACCCUCCAGGGCCCCUUCGGACCAGGUCUGGGUAUGAGGAGGAGGAGAGGGGGCUCUUUGAAGGCCUCCACCAUGUCGAUUCCCUUCUGUACCGUCCUGUGGAAUGAAUGUUGGUCUACGCCUACAGAAAUAUACUGCAAUAAAUGAGUUUGGACAUGAUUGAA
This is a messenger RNA of Alosa alosa (allis shad), 9176 nucleotides long. RefSeq names its product DENN/MADD domain containing 4C (gene dennd4c). Gene Ontology annotation, molecular function: protein binding. NCBI's taxonomy places the organism in Eukaryota, Metazoa, Chordata, Actinopteri, Clupeiformes, Clupeidae. Gene Ontology annotation, cellular component: cytoplasmic vesicle. Gene Ontology annotation, biological process: regulation of Rab protein signal transduction. The record is from RefSeq and is a predicted model, not a curated record.